CACUCUUUUAUCCAAGAAGCAAAGGGCAUUAGCAUCCUUGAGCAUAUCCAGGGACAGGAGGAGAAUUUCAGUUUCUGUAUCUCUGUGAAGCAUCCCUGCUUCAACAGACGGUACAGGAAAACUUUAAUAGAAAAGAGCUAGGACUAGGUGGGCAUCUGGGAGACUACAUUCUCCAGCAUGCAUUGCUCCUCCUCGGCGCAGAGAGGGAUGGACACAAUCACGUUGCUUUUGCGACAGGAAUGGGCGGGGCGAGCGACUACAAAACCCAGGAUGCGAAGACCCUCAACUUUGGCCCGUGUCUGGAGCUUUCUGAUGGCUGGUGCUCCUUGCUAAAGAGACCCCAGGGUGGACAGUGCUUCCGCUGAGAACCCGCGCAGCCUCUCGGACCGCGGCAUUUCGAAAGACGAAGGAAAGUAGAAUGAAGGCUGCAUCACCCUGUCUUUAAGUUAGUGUAGUUUGUGCUCAGGGUGGCAGCACGUUGCGGACUUCCUUCCGUAUGCAUUGUUUCUCGGAUGCAGUGACCAGCCAGUCCCCCAUAGGUCGAACACCUCGGAGGCAGAUGUUGGGAGCCCCAAAUCCAAGUUCUCAGUGUCUACUCAUUGGCUCUCCCACUUGGUGCGCAGGCGCUGGGGCUCGGACCCCCGUCCCUCAGGUCCCUAGUGAGCGGCAAUUGGCCUAAGCCCGCGAAAUCGGAGUCUGGAUUGGUAGUUGCUAGCAGGAGCCUGGUGUCUUCCUCGACUUCUGCGAGUGAUGGUGUGUGAUUGGUUUAAAUCCGCGGGUCCCUGCCAGCGAUUGGGCAGCGUUUGCGGCCGGCCCGCGGCCAUUGGCUGGCGCUAGGGCCGUCCCUCCACCGGGCGGGCAGCGAAUGAAGAAAUGGGAACGGGGAGGGGAAAGGCCGCGACGUGAGCGCGCGACCUCGGGCGCCAUUUUGUCGAGAAACAAGCGGAGUUAACCGAAGAGGGGGGUCGAGGAGAGCCGGAGUCGAGGACCCAGGAGUUUCCUGUGUCCAGCGCUGCCGGAGCCGCCCGAGGUGCCAUGUUUCAGAACAGAGUAAGACACUUGUUAAAGAAGAACUGAAGACAUUUUACAGAUAACAGAGAUAGUCUGAUUACAAAGAAGCAUUAACCUGCCUCUGAGGUGACUAAAGGGGAAUAAUGGUGAUUUUGCGCCGGGCUCGGCCGCCUGCUUCCGCCCCAACCAGCAAUGAAUCUUGACUCGCUCUCGCUGGCCUUGUCUCAAAUCAGCUACCUGGUGGACAAUUUAACCAAGAAAAACUACCGAGCCAGCCAGCAGGAAAUACAGCAUAUUGUGAAUCGGCACGGUCCUGAGGCAGACAGGCAUUUAUUACGCUGUCUAUUUUCACAUGUGGAUUUCAGUGGCGAUGGUAAAAGCAGUGGCAAAGAUUUCCAUCAGACACAGUUUCUGAUUCAGGAGUGUGCCUCGCUGAUUACAAAGCCAAAUUUUAUCUCGACGUUGUCAUAUGCCAUUGAUAAUCCAUUGCACUACCAGAAGAGUUUAAAGCCUGCACCCCAUUUAUUUGCCCAGCUGAGUAAAGUUCUCAAGUUAAGUAAAGUACAAGAGGUCAUUUUUGGUCUUGCCCUUUUGAAUUCUUCUAGCUCAGAUCUCAGGGGUUUUGCUGCCCAGUUUAUCAAACAGAAGCUUCCAGAUCUUCUGCGUUCUUACAUAGACGCAGACGUCAGUGGAAAUCAAGAAGGUGGCUUCCAAGAUAUAGCAAUAGAGGUCCUACAUCUCCUACUCUCCCAUCUCCUCUUUGGGCAGAAGGGAGCCUUUGGAGUUGGACAGGAACAGAUAGACGCUUUCCUCAAGACACUGCGCAGAGAUUUUCCCCAAGAGCGUUGUCCUGUGGUGCUUGCACCACUUUUAUACCCUGAAAAACGGGACAUUCUAAUGGACAGGAUCUUGCCUGAUUCUGGAGGGGUAGCUAAAACCAUGAUGGAGAGCUCUCUGGCUGAUUUCAUGCAAGAAGUAGGCUAUGGCUUUUGUGCAAGUAUUGAAGAAUGUCGCAAUAUAAUCAUGCAGUUUGGUGUUCGGGAGGUCACAGCUGCCCAGGUUGCCAGGGUUUUGGGAAUGAUGGCUCGAACUCAUUCAGGAUUAACAGAUGGUAUUCCAUUACAGAGCAUCUCUGCUCCUGGCAGUGGGAUCUGGAGUGAUGGAAAAGAUAAAAGUGAAGGCGCACAGGCACACACCUGGAAUGUAGAGGUUUUGAUUGAUGUUCUUAAAGAACUGAACCCGAGUUUGAAUUUCAAGGAAGUAACUUAUGAACUGGACCAUCCUGGAUUUCAAAUUCGUGACAGCAAAGGACUUCACAAUGUGGUUUAUGGUAUUCAGAGGGGCCUGGGCAUGGACGUGUUUCCAGUGGAUUUCAUAUAUCGGCCUUGGAAACAUGCAGAAGGCCAGCUCUCCUUCAUCCAGCAUUCCCUGAUAAACCCAGAGGUCUUCUGCUUUGCUGACUAUCCGUGUCAUACUGUUGCCACUGACAUUUUGAAAGCACCACCAGAGGAUGACAAUCGAGAAAUUGCCACAUGGAAAAGCUUGGAUUUGAUUGAAUCUCUGCUGAGGCUUGCAGAGGUUGGGCAGUAUGAACAAGUGAAACAGCUCUUCAGCUUCCCCAUCAAACACUGUCCAGACAUGUUGGUAUUGGCCUUACUUCAAAUCAACACCUCCUGGCACACCUUACGCCAUGAACUCAUUUCUACUUUGAUGCCAAUUUUCCUUGGAAACCAUCCUAACUCUGCCAUUAUUUUGCACUAUGCAUGGCAUGGUCAGGGACAGUCUCCAUCAAUUCGCCAACUUAUAAUGCACGCAAUGGCAGAAUGGUACAUGAGAGGGGAACAGUAUGAUCAGGCCAAAUUGUCUCGAAUACUUGACGUGGCCCAGGACUUGAAGGCCUUGUCAAUGCUGCUAAAUGGCACUCCAUUUGCCUUUGUUAUUGACCUUGCUGCACUUGCUUCCCGGCGGGAAUACCUCAAACUUGACAAGUGGCUAACAGAUAAAAUAAGAGAACAUGGGGAGCCUUUUAUACAAGCUUGCAUGACUUUUUUAAAGAGAAGGUGCCCUUCUAUUUUGGGCGGACUUGCCCCAGAGAAAGAUCAGCCCAAAAGUGCUCAACUUCCUGCUGAAACUCUAGCAACAAUGUUGGCUUGUCUACAGGCUUGUGCAGGGAGUGUUUCUCAGGAGUUAUCCGAGACCAUCCUCACCAUGGUAGCCAAUUGCAGUAACGUAAUGACUAAGGCCAGACAGCCACCACCUGGAGUGAUGCCAAAAGGUCGCCCUCCUAGUGCUAGCAGUCUGGAUGCCAUUUCUCCUGUUCAGAUUGACCCUCUUGCUGGAAUGGCAUCUCUUAGUAUAGGUGGUUCAGCUGCCCCUCACACCCAGAGUAUGCAGGGUUUUCCUCCAAAUUUGGGCUCUGCAUUCAGUACCCCUCAGUCACCAGCAAAAGCAUUUCCACCUCUCUCAACCCCAAAUCAAACAACGGCGUUCAGUGGUAUUGGAGGACUUUCAUCACAACUUCCAGGUGGUCUUGGCACAGGAAGCCUGACUGGUAUAGGAACUGGGGCUCUUGGACUUCCUGCAGUGAACAACGACCCUUUUGUACAGAGGAAACUGGGCACCUCUGGACUCAACCAGCCUACAUUCCAGCAGACCGACUUGUCUCAGGUGUGGCCAGAGGCCAAUCAACACUUCAGUAAAGAGAUAGAUGAUGAAGCAAACAGCUAUUUCCAGCGAAUAUAUAAUCACCCACCACAUCCAACCAUGUCUGUUGAUGAGGUACUAGAAAUGCUACAGAGAUUUAAAGACUCUACUAUAAAAAGGGAGCGAGAAGUAUUUAACUGUAUGCUGAGGAACUUGUUUGAAGAAUAUCGGUUUUUCCCCCAGUAUCCUGAUAAAGAAUUACAUAUAACAGCCUGCCUGUUUGGUGGCAUAAUUGAGAAAGGACUGGUCACUUACAUGGCAUUGGGUCUGGCCCUGAGAUACGUUCUUGAAGCCUUACGGAAGCCUUUUGGAUCAAAAAUGUAUUAUUUUGGUAUUGCUGCACUAGAUAGAUUUAAAAAUAGAUUGAAGGACUAUCCUCAGUAUUGUCAGCAUUUGGCUUCUAUUAGUCACUUUAUGCAGUUUCCACAUCAUUUGCAGGAGUACAUCGAAUAUGGACAGCAGUCUCGAGAUCCUCCUGUGAAAAUGCAGGGCUCUAUCACGACCCCUGGAAGUAUUGCACUGGCUCAGGCCCAGGCUCAGGCCCAGGUUCCAGCAAAAGCUCCUCUUGCGGGUCAGGUUAACACAAUGGUAACCACCUCAACAACCACCACUGUUGCUAAAACGGUUACAGUCACCAAGCCAACGGGAGUUAGCUUUAAGAAAGAUGUGCCACCUUCUAUAAAUACAACAAAUAUAGAUACAUUGCUUGUGGCCACAGAUCAAACUGAGAGGAUUGUUGAGCCCCCAGAAAAUAUCCAAGAGAAAAUUGCUUUUAUCUUCAACAAUCUCUCACAGUCAAAUAUGACCCAGAAGGUCGAAGAGCUUAAAGAAACUGUGAAGGAAGAAUUUAUGCCUUGGGUUUCUCAGUAUCUAGUUAUGAAAAGAGUCAGUAUUGAGCCAAACUUUCAUAGCCUGUAUUCAAACUUUCUUGACACAUUGAAAAAUCCAGAAUUUAACAAGAUGGUUCUGAAUGAGACCUACAGAAACAUUAAGGUGCUGCUGACCUCUGAUAAAGCUGCGGCCAAUUUCUCAGAUCGUUCUUUGCUGAAGAAUUUGGGACAUUGGCUGGGAAUGAUCACAUUAGCUAAAAAUAAGCCCAUCUUGCACACGGACUUGGAUGUGAAAUCUUUGCUGCUAGAGGCUUACGUUAAAGGACAACAAGAGUUGCUUUACGUAGUGCCCUUUGUUGCCAAAGUUCUAGAGUCCAGCAUUCGUAGUCUGGUUUUUAGACCACCAAACCCCUGGACAAUGGCAAUUAUGAAUGUAUUGGCUGAGCUGCACCAGGAACAUGACUUAAAGUUAAACUUGAAGUUUGAAAUUGAGGUGCUCUGUAAGAACCUUGCAUUAGACAUCAAUGAGCUCAAACCUGGAAACCUGCUGAAAGAUAAAGAUCGCCUGAAGAACUUGGAUGAACAACUCUCUGCUCCAAAGAAAGAUGUCAAACAGCCAGAAGAGCUUCCUGCAAUCACGACAACAACAACUUCAACAACACCAGCUACCAGUACUACGUGUACAGCCACAGUUCCACCACAGCCUCAGUACAGCUACCACGACAUCAAUGUCUAUUCUGGUACUCUAAGAGUGCUGCUAGUUCUUUUGCAUGAUUUCCCAGAGUUCCUUUGUGAUUACCAUUAUGGGUUCUGUGAUGUGAUCCCUCCUAAUUGUAUCCAGUUAAGAAAUUUGAUCCUGAGUGCCUUCCCAAGAAAUAUGAGGCUCCCAGACCCAUUCACUCCUAAUCUGAAGGUGGACAUGUUGAGUGAAAUUAACAUUGCACCUCGAAUCCUCACCAAUUUCACUGGAGUGAUGCCACCUCAGUUCAAAAAGGAUUUGGAUUCAUAUCUUAAAACUCGAUCUCCUGUCACUUUUCUGUCGGAUCUUCGCAGUAACCUACAGCACAUCCACAACAAGGGCAGCACGCCAUCAAUGAGCACCAUCACCCACUCGGCACACAUGGACAUCUUCCAGAAUCUGGCUGUGGACUUAGACACUGAGGGCCGGUAUCUCUUCUUAAAUGCCAUUGCAAACCAGCUGCGGUACCCCAACAGCCACACCCACUACUUCAGCUGCACCAUGCUCUACCUGUUCGCCGAGGCAAACACCGAGGCAAUCCAGGAACAGAUCACAAGGGUUCUCUUGGAACGGUUGAUUGUAAAUAGGCCGCAUCCUUGGGGUCUUCUUAUCACCUUCAUUGAGCUGAUUAAAAACCCAGCAUUUAAGUUCUGGAACCAUGAGUUUGUACACUGUGCCCCAGAGAUUGAAAAGUUGUUCCAGUCUGUUGCACAGUGCUGCAUGGGACAGAAGCAGGCUCAGCAAGUGAUGGAAGGGACUGGAGCCAGUUAGAUGAACUGUAGCCCUCCCCGGAGACGGCAGCCUUGGUCCCACUGAACCAAGAUGAUAAACUGAAGAGUCCUUUCAACUCCUCCUGACUUUCCCAGCCCUUUGGUUCUUGGGUGUCGGCCCCAUCAAUUGCUGGGGUUGUCCUCCUGUCUAUAUGGGCAAGUUCCAAAGUUUAAAUGCAUUUUUUUUUUGACUCUUGGCCAAAAUUUAGAAGAUGCUGUGAAUAUCAUUUUGAACUUGUGUAAAUAUAUGAAAGAGAAAA
Messenger RNA from Peromyscus maniculatus bairdii (prairie deer mouse), 6313 nucleotides. NCBI's taxonomy places the organism in Eukaryota, Metazoa, Chordata, Mammalia, Rodentia, Cricetidae. The record is from RefSeq and is a predicted model, not a curated record.